Exserohilum turcica Et28A is the source of this 801-nucleotide messenger RNA. RefSeq lists its product as uncharacterized. The transcript is spliced from 3 exons. The record is from RefSeq and is a predicted model, not a curated record. Lineage: Eukaryota; Fungi; Ascomycota; Dothideomycetes; Pleosporales; Pleosporaceae. Gene Ontology annotation, molecular function: oxidoreductase activity. Bases 1 to 801 code for a protein of 266 amino acids.
AUGGGUCCUACACCAGCCACCAUCUAUUUUGGAGUUCCGGACCUCUCUUGCACACCGGAGCGGAGGGCGAUUCUCACUGUGCCCCCUGAGGAACAUUUCCCAGCGGAGAUAUUGCUCCAUGAUUUCAGCACUUCCUCAGAAUUGACCAAAGGAGUGGACGGCUUGGACGUACAAGGCUUCACAUACCUGAAGCAUCACUCGAAGAUUCAGGCGCUGGGAAACAGCUGGGAUGACGCUCAACUCAAUCAGUAUCAUCCUGAACUUGAGGCGCUAAUGUGCGAAUGGCUUGGCGCUAGGAAAGCGUUUGUUAUCAACACCGUUGUCCGCCGUGUGAGCACGCGGUCCGAUCCUAGGGACUGGGUCGACCGCGACAGCAACGUUGGAAAGGAUCAGGAGUCGAGGCGACACGACAGAAUCUUAGUGGCCGGCUCCCAGGGAAAAGCGGAUAUGGGCCCUGUAGCGAAAGCACACACAGACCUGACUCUCCGAGGCAUGAGAAACACGGUGCGGUUCGCUCGCAAAGACAUUGCCGAGUGGGCUCAGGAUAUUCUAAGAGCCGAAGACGCUGGUCGCCCAGCUCCACGAUAUGCCGUCUACAGUGUUUGGCGGCCACUAGGUACAGUCGAGCGAGACCCCAUGACGGUGUGCGAUUAUCGUACUGUAGAUCCCGAUGGGCUGAUUCCAGUCCCAAUCCGCUUUCCUAGCGAACUGGUGGGCGAAUUUACAGCCUACUCAGCAAAUUUGCGGCGGCCAGCAAAUGAUAAGACAAACAUGCAGAAAUGGUUCUGGCUGCCGAACUAA